Trichoderma breve is the source of this 876-nucleotide messenger RNA. RefSeq names its product fumarylacetoacetate (FAA) hydrolase family domain-containing protein. The coding region runs from base 1 to 876 and encodes 291 amino acids. Gene Ontology annotation, molecular function: catalytic activity. The transcript is spliced from 2 exons. The record is from RefSeq and is a predicted model, not a curated record. Lineage: Eukaryota; Fungi; Ascomycota; Sordariomycetes; Hypocreales; Hypocreaceae.
AUGUCAUUUCUAAGGUUAAUUCGCUUUGAAGACAUUGACGGCAACAAGUUGUAUGGAGACCCACAGAUUGAGAGCGUAGACGACUUGUCAAGGCUUUUAGAGAAUGGAGAGCUUUUUGCACGUGUCUUGAACGGUAGCUCGCCUUUCAAUCUUGCAUCGAAAGCCGGACCUUUGCGACAAGUAAGACAAGUUCUACCAGUAUUAAGGCCCGAGGAUGUUCCCAUUAUAAAAUGCGUGGGACUGAACUACAUCACACAUAUCAAAGAAGGGGGUCGGAAACCACCUCCAUAUCCGUCAAUUUUUAUCAAGCCCUCCAACUGUGUUGCCUCAAGCACCGAAGAAAUACCUAUACCGAAAUUAGCGCAGGAUAAUCAAUGCGACUACGAAGGAGAGCUCUCAAUUGUGAUAGCUAAAACGGGCAAAGAUAUCGACAAGGAAGAUGCUCUGGAAUAUGUAGCGGGAUACGUGGUAUCCAACGAUGUGUCAGCAAGGACUUGGCAGCGCGAUCCUGAAUAUGCUGGUGGCGUCCCUCAGUGGUGCUUUAGCAAAGGCUUCGAUAAAUACGCGCCUUUGGGGCCCAUGAUUGUCUCGCCGAAGCUUGUUGGUGAUGCCAGCAAUCUGCGCCUUCAAACAUGGGUAAACGAGGAGCUAAGACAGGAUAGUUCAACUAGUGACCUCCUCUUUGGCGUCAAAGAGAUAAUCAGCUUCGUGAGCCAAGGCACGACCUUGGAACAGGGUACAGUCAUUAUGACAGGCACUCCUGCUGGAGUAGGCAUGGGGAUGAAGCCGGAACCUCGUUAUCUGAAAAAUGGUGAUGUCGUCAAAGUGUCAAUUGAGCAUCUUGGCAGCGUGCGGAAUAAAAUGGUUUGGGCAUAA